Anopheles stephensi (Asian malaria mosquito) is the source of this 2153-nucleotide messenger RNA. It is a transcript of the gene nst, whose product is annotated as phosphoacetylglucosamine mutase. The record is from RefSeq and is a predicted model, not a curated record. Bases 221 to 1876 code for a protein of 551 amino acids. Gene Ontology annotation, molecular function: magnesium ion binding; phosphoacetylglucosamine mutase activity. Gene Ontology annotation, biological process: UDP-N-acetylglucosamine biosynthetic process; carbohydrate metabolic process. NCBI's taxonomy places the organism in Eukaryota, Metazoa, Arthropoda, Insecta, Diptera, Culicidae. The transcript is spliced from 2 exons.
CUUUUCCCUUUUUUUGGCCCACGAUCAACUGUCAAACCCGCUGCAGCUCGCUGCUGACGUUGAACGAGUUUGAACACCUCCGCUCCUUGGUUUUUGGUGGCAAAAUUACCAUUUCUUGCUGUGCUGAACGCUGCUUCCACCAGUAGCACCGUGACGAAAGACUCGAGUGUGUGGCCGUGUCUUUGCUGCAGCAAUUGAAUUUUAACCAUAGCGAAGAACCAUGUCCGUCAACCUGCGCUCGGUGUUUGCAUUUGCGAAGGAGUACCAUCAGAAGAAGGAAUCGCAGAAAGAUAUCCAGUAUGGAACGGCCGGAUUCCGAUCGCAUGCUGAUAACCUGGACUAUGUAAUGUAUCGGAUGGGUGUGCUGGCCGCGCUUCGUUCGCGAGCGAAAGCAAGCCAAGCGAUCGGUGUCAUGAUAACGGCUUCCCACAAUCCGGAGCACGAUAAUGGGGUGAAACUGAUCGAUCCGCUCGGCGAAAUGUUGGAGCAGCGGUGGGAAAAGCUCGCCACCGAUCUGGUCAACGUGCCGGACAGCGAGCUGGAGGCGCAGGUGGCGAAAAUUUGUGAGGAUGAGAAAAUCGACAACAACGAGCAGGCGAAGGUGUUUGUCGGUAUGGACACACGCUACCACAGCCCGCAGCUGUCGCGUGCCGUUGUGAACGGUAUACUGGCACUGAAGGGAACGGUCACCGAGUUCGGUAUCGUGACCACGCCGAUGCUGCACUAUUUCGUUACCUGCACCAACACGCAAAACGCGUACGGGGUUCCGACGGAGGAAGGUUACAUGAGCAAGCUGAUUGCCGCGUUUAAAGCGCUCCGUGGUGAAACCGGUGAGCAGGGCAACUAUCGGAAUCAGCUGUACUACGACGGUGCGAACGGGGUUGGUUCGCUGAAGAUGCUCGGCUUCAUCAAGAAGCUAAACGGAGCGCUCAACGUGAAGGUGUUCAACAGCAAUGGUAAAAUCAACUUCAAAUGUGGAGCAGACUUUGUCAAGACGAAUCACCGGGUUCCGGAAGGUUUGCCCGAGGACGCGUUGGCAAGCGUUGGACGGUGCUGCUCGGUGGAUGGUGAUGCCGACCGUGUGGUAUACUAUUUCACCGACGCCGACGGUGUUUUCCAUCUGCUUGACGGUGAUCGGAUAGCAACACUGUUGGCCGGUUACUUGAAGGAUCUCAUAGAACAGUGCGGUGUGCAGCUGGAAAUGGGCUUAGUGCAGACGGCGUACGCGAACGGUGCCUCCACGGAUUACAUUGUCAAUCAAAUGAAAAUCCCCGUCGCCUGCACGCGAACCGGCGUCAAACAUUUGCACCAUAAAGCACUCGAGUACGACAUUGGUGUGUACUUUGAGGCGAACGGGCACGGUACAAUCAUCUACAGCGAUAAGGCCAAGCGGGCGAUACGGGCGGCGAGUGAAGAUGAAACUCGUCCCGAGGCGCAGCGCAAAACAGCGGCCCGACUGUUGCAGUUUAUCGACCUGACGAACGAAACGGUCGGUGAUGCGAUCUCCGACAUGCUGCUGGUGGAAACGGUACUGCAUGCGAAGGGCUGGAAUCUUACCGACUGGCUGGCAAGCUACACCGAUUUACCCAAUGUGCUAGAAAAGGUUUACCUGGCCGAUCGGAACGUCAUCACCGUUACGGAUGCAGACCGUGUAGUGGUCGAACCGGAAGGAUUGCAGGAUGCGAUUGAUGCAAUUGUUUCGAAAUUCCCCAAGGGACGAUCGUUUGUGCGCCCCUCCGGAACGGAGGAUAUUGUGCGUGUGUAUGCAGAGGCCGAUACGCGAGAAAAUGCUGUUCAGCUAUCGUUUGAGGUGGCCAAUCUGGUGUUCGAUCGGGCUGGCGGAAUUGGGUCGCGCCCGACGAAGAUGGAGUUUUAAAGCGUUGCGUUUUGGCCCGCUGCCCCCGGAACUUGAAGCGCAAAACUGUGCUACUAAAAACUGCCUAAAAUCAUUUUUUAUCGCACCGUUUUUUACGAGCCUGUUAAGUGCUUUUCUACAGCUUUGAGUGAAAGGCAACGGGAAGCAAUGAGAUUAUUGAUUACUGUUUGUUAGCAUCACACAUGGUUAGGAACAAAUCGAAAUUCGAGCAAAAAAGAAUCUUGUAUUAAUUUUAAUUUCAUAGAUGAAUUCAAAAAAUAUAUGUUCUUAUAUUUAA